CUUUUGGAGUUGUAUUCGACAGAAAACGUCUUUGAACAGAAGAUCUCUUAUCAGGAUGUUUUACAACACUGAUUGCGUAUUAUCGUCGUUACAAGAUCAGCGAAGUUCAAAUCGGAAAUGAUUUGGAAACUUUGAAAUGAGAAAACAAACAACAUCGGAUCAUAACAUUCUUGGAAGUGAAAUAAGGUUUUUAUCUAAACAGUUAAGUUUUAAAGAAAUUAAAAUUGAUUGCAUGAACCGAGUAAUUGAAUGGCAAAAUAGAAUUGUACCGCAUAACUGGUAUAUGGAUAAUAAGUUUUAAAGAAAUGAAAAUUGAUUUUAUGAACAUAGUAAUUGCACGGUAAAAUAGGAAUUGUGUAGCAUAGCUGGUAUAUGGAUAAUUUUAUGAUGUGAUCGGCCAAUUGUGAAGUUGGGAAACAAAAAUGAACAACAGUUUCACGAAUGAAACUUACAUUUCUGAACAAAAGAUUUCUCAUUUUUUACAAACUAUAUUCAUAUUCCUGUAUUCUAUAAUCGUAGUAAUAGCUAUAGGGGGAAAUAGUAUAGUUUGCUAUCUAGUUUAUGCAUACAAACGGAUGAGAACUAUUCCAAAUUAUUUUCUUGUGAAUUUAGCAAUAAGUGAUAUAAUAAUGGCAAUUUUUUGUAUUCCGUUCACAUUUGUGGCCAAUCUUUUAUUAAACUAUUGGCCAUUUGGUGAAACCAUGUGUCCUUUAGUGAGCUAUUUACAAGUGGUAGCAGUGUUUCUGAGCGCAUAUACAUUGGUUGCAAUGAGUUUUGACCGCUAUAUAGUUAUUGUACACCCAUUUAGACCACGAAUUACUACAAGAAAGACCUUGUGCGUUAUUAUCAUUAUCUGGAUAUUAUCUUUAUCUAUACCUAUUCCUACAUUAAUCAAAUCAAAAGUGCAAUAUUAUUCAAACACAAGUGGCCAGUGUUUAGAAACCUGGGAUAAUAAUCACACUUUAAUGUAUGCCUACAGUACAGGAAUAAUGGUACUACAUUUUUUCGGACCGUUAGUUGUGUUGAUAUUCUGCUAUAGUAGAAUAGGAUAUAACAUUUGGAAGAAAACUCUUCAUGGAAAUGAUGAAAAUAAAAGAAGAUUACAGCUAGCUUCAGCAAAACAAAGGUUAAUAAAGAUGAUGGCUACAGUUGUUGUAUUUUACGCACUUUGUUGGCUUCCUUUCCAUGUUAUAACAUUGGUUGGUGACCAUGACCAUACUAUAUAUGACCAAAAGUUUAUGCCAAGCGUAUGGGUAUUCAGUCAUUGGUUAGCUAUGAGUAACAGUUGCUAUAAUCCAAUUAUAUACAUUUGGUUAAGUCCAAAAUUCCGUGCCGGAUUACAACUUGCUGUACAGAAAUGCACAAGAAGAAAGUCAAAGAAUUGUGAUUCGAACGAAAGCCUAGAAAAAAUUGGUCAAAACAAAAAUGUUAUUUUAAGAAUCGAGAAUAGAUCUUCAAAAAUUGAUUUUUGUUAUAAAAAAGGACAAAAACCACGUAGUGCUAAUUUUGAAAAACUAUUGGCCGGAGAAUAUAACAUGAUACCGGGUAGUAUACACAGCGAUACCUAAAUAUACUUUUUCAGGUGCCAAAAAUGAAAGCGGAAUUAAAUCAAAGUUCAGUGAUAUUAUGUAAGAGGAUGUGAUUGAACGAUAGUCAACAAAACUUGUUUUUUCUUAAUACAGGCGAAAUGUAUGGAGCCAUGCUGAAGCGUAUGAUCUUCUCGUUAAAUUCUUUAUAGAAUGAAACAAGUGAUUAUCGGUUGUUUUGUUUGUGUGAUUUGAUAAGCUUUGAAAAUAUGAAAAAUGUAUUUUGCAAUAAAUGCUGAGUUAAUAUAUGAAUCCAACUAUGAUGUGAAAUAUUACCAACCUCAAUUUGCAUAUCUGCAUAUAGAGAAGUGCAAAGUACAGAAAAACACUUUGUUACAUUGAGAAAUAAAAAAUUGGAAGACAGGACUAAGACAACACAAAAGACAAAGACCAUCACACAUUAAUAGCAAAUACUGCUAAUAUGUAAAUAACAAACAUCACUGAAAUUAAAUGUUUAAGUAAUCAAAAUAUAUAUUGAAAGAAAAACGAAAAUGUAUAUCACAAGAUAACGGGUAAGCAUAUAUUUGUUUGUAUUUAUGUUCUAUUCAUAAAUUCAAGCGAACACAAAAUAAACUCAACAACUUUGCAUGGGAUCAACUGGCCUGACAGUGUGCAGCAAAGCUUCAAUUUUAUUAAAGACAAACUAAAGAGUAUCUGUUACUGUCUGCCUAGGCCACUGCAGGUAACAAACACAAAAACCUACAUGAAUAAAAACAAUUUUCAUUA
Mytilus californianus (California mussel) is the source of this 2312-nucleotide messenger RNA. Its product is annotated as RYamide receptor-like. The record is from RefSeq and is a predicted model, not a curated record. Gene Ontology annotation, cellular component: membrane. Gene Ontology annotation, biological process: neuropeptide signaling pathway. The transcript has 2 exons. The coding region runs from base 423 to 1568 and encodes 381 amino acids. Lineage: Eukaryota; Metazoa; Mollusca; Bivalvia; Mytilida; Mytilidae. Gene Ontology annotation, molecular function: neuropeptide receptor activity.